GUUUUGAGUAAUUAAUAUUAAAAGCCAGGGAAGGAAAUAAAACAAAAACCGCUAGGGUUUUAGUCACUUACUCUGUUCUUCUUCGUUCACUAUAAGCAUUUCUCUCUGAAUGCUGUCACUUUUAUAUGGAAAAUCCAAGCCUUCAAGACUAAUAAAUUGAACAAAAGGAAAGAAAAUAGGAUACGAUAAAAAGCGUGGAACUGAGAAAGAAUGGAAGGUAGAUUGGCGAAUGCGUGGCGGUUGACAGCGAACGACAAGAGUUUCAUCAGAACUGCUUUGCUUUCUGAAAUUCGAAUCGAUGGACGAAAGCCCUAUGAAUACCGUAAGAUUGUUGUCAAGUUUGGCAGAGAGGAUGGCUCAUCAGAGGUGCAGCUAGGCCAGACUCAUGUUAUGGGCAUUGUUACUGCUCAACUGGUUCAGCCUUACAGAGACCGACCUAAGGAAGGGGUACUUUCGAUCUUCACCGAGGUUUCUCCAAUGGCUGAUCCUUCAUUUGAGCCAGGCCGUCCUGGAGAAUUGGCUGUGGAGUUGGGACGUAUAAUUGAUCGUGGUCUAAGGGAAAGCAAGGCUGUGGAUACUGAAUCACUGUGUGUUCUAGCUGGCAAGUUUGUGUGGGCUAUUCGAAUUGAUCUCCACAUUCUAGACAAUGGAGGAAACCUUGUUGAUGCUGCUAAUAUUGCUGCUUUGGCUGCUCUGCUGACAUUCCGGAGGCCUGAAUGCUCAUUAGGAGGAGAAGAUGGUCAGGAAGUAAUAGUACAUCCGCCUGAGAUAAGGGAGCCUCUUCCUUUGACAGUGCAUCAUCUUCCAAUUGCGAUAACCUUUGGGAUUUUUAGUAAUGAUAGCAUUCUGGUAAUAGAUCCAACCCACAAUGAGGAAGCUGUUAUGGGUGGACGAAUGACUACAACAGUUAAUGCAAAUGGUGAUAUUUGUGCAAUUCAAAAGGCUGGUGGAGAAGGUAUCCCUCAAAGAGUUAUCAUGCAAUGUUUGCAGCUUGCUACUGCAAAGGCUGCGGGAAUAACAAAGCAAAUUAAAGAAGCAGUUGAAGUGUACAACACAGAAAGAGCAUUGCGAAAGAUCAAGCGCCACCCUACCUCUAUUGGUGUUAAUGUUAAAGAGAAACAAGACCAGUCUGUUGAUAAGUAAAUCGGUCACCAGAAAAGUAUAUGGAGAGUUUAAAAGUAGAACCAUGGGAAAACUAUUGAUGCAGUAUGGAGAGUUUAAAGUGGAACCAUGGGAAAAUUGUUGAUGCGGUCAUCAAGGAUCCUCAUUCAUUGCUUGUUCUUGUGUAAUUUAGUUUUGCAUUGUUUACUUUAUUUUAUUUCAACAUUAUUCAAGGAAUUUAGGUUUUUUCAUUCUGUGGUCCAAGUUGGUUGCUUACUAGGGGUUUCAAGUUUGUUUCUUAUUGUUGACCCUGGUUGUAGUUGGUUUAGAAGUAUCUAGCAAUCUUCAUAAAUAUUUAGUGUAAUCUUCAUUUUUGGUAAAUACAUGAUGAAUGAAAUUAUAAGUGUUUUGCUGUA
Theobroma umbraticum is the source of this 1517-nucleotide messenger RNA. The record is from RefSeq and is a predicted model, not a curated record. NCBI's taxonomy places the organism in Eukaryota, Viridiplantae, Streptophyta, Magnoliopsida, Malvales, Malvaceae.